CUGAGACGUAAUAAACUGCAGACUGCUUUUUAGAAAAAGUGGUUCAGCUGCAACCUGAUGUACCAGAAAUCGCCGUGCUUCAGUUGUGCUUAUUUUUAUACUAUCAAGCCCGAGAGUGUUAGGUUUGUUUGUUUUACUGUUGUUGUAAUAUAAGCUGGUUGUGUUUUGGAUUUUCAUUCUGUGAAGUGGAUACAUCUGUGAAGUUUUCUGGUGCCUGCAAAACAACGAAGAGUAACAACUUCUCUUGAGGCAUACUGAAUGAAAUAUGAAAUGCUAUUGCUGAAGGAUUGGCAGCAGUUUUACUUGAAUUCAUAAAUGUCUCUAGGCUUUCUUACCAACUUCAUCAGCCUCACUUAGCUCUCAUUCCAGUUGAGCACAUGGCACUUGCUCUACAUUUGUGGUUUGCAUGUUGCUGAUCUGACUGUAAGGGCAAAGGCUUUCUCUGCAACAUUCUUAUUACAAUCCGCCUUCUGAAUGACAACAAUCAUUACACAGAACAAGUAACUCAUGAAGGAAGAGGGUCCACAACGACGUAGGUUUUCUUCAUGUGCUGGGGUUUCGCUUCCUCCACGAGCUGAUGGUCGAAAACUUGUCCGGAAUGCUUCAUUUGGAGGAUACAACGAGCUUUCACCUGUCUUUCGAGGGUUUGACAGAGGGAAGGAUGAUGCAUCACAAAGUAAAGAUGAUUCUGCACAAUCCAUGUCAAAAAGCAAGUCAGAAUCUAAGCUUUAUAAUGGGUCAGAGAAGGAUAUUACCGCUGCCUCCACCAACUCCUCUUCUGCUACUAAGCUCACCAAGAAGGAGUCUCUUAAGGUUCAAAAGAAAAAUUACAGGGAAGAGAAGAAAAGAGCUACGAAAGAAUUACUUAGUACAAUCACAGAUCCAUCAGUCAUUGUCAUGGCUGACUGGCUAAAGAUUCGUGGUACACUGAAAAGCUGGACCAAACUUUGGUGUGUGCUGAAACCAGGAGUAUUGCUUAUUUACAAAACUCCUAAAAAUGGUCAGUGGGUGGGAACAGUACUUUUGAACGCAUGUGAACUCAUUGAGCGGCCUUCAAAAAAGGAUGGAUUUUGUUUCAAACUUUUCCAUCCUUUGGAGCAGUCUAUCUGGGCUGUAAAGGGCCCUAAAGGGGAAGCUGUUGGCUCUAUAACACAGCCAUUACCUAGCAGUUAUUUGAUCAUCCGAGCAGCUUCAGAAUCAGAUGGUAGAUGUUGGAUGGAUGCCUUGGAACUGGCUUUGAAAUGCUCGAGUUUGCUCAAGCGUACAAUGAUCAGAGAAGGUAAAGAGCAUGAACUCAACUUAACAGAUGGUGCACAUGUGUCUUUCUAUGGCCUGCUGCGUGCAAGCAACGUGCAUAGUAGUGAAAGCUUUCCACUAAAUGAUAGUGAAAUUGAAAGGCAUCACUUUAAAGAUCCAGAUCUCUAUUCUGAUAAAUCAGAUAGGGAAAAUGAUCAUGAUCGUGAUGAAUCAGAUAAUGAUGGCCUAGGAGAAAGUGAUACUGACACAUCAGAACGGCAGGACGACUCAUACAUUGAUCCUGAACCUGAUCAUAUAAAGGAAACUACAUAUGUAGAAGAAGCACAUGAAGAACUUGGCGAGGCAGGAGAAGCUUCUCAAACAGAAAUAGUUUCAGAAGAGAAUAAGAGUUUGAUCUGGACACUAUUGAAACAAGUACGCCCGGGAAUGGACCUCUCUAAAGUGGUGCUUCCUACAUUUAUUUUGGAAACACGUUCUUUCUUGGACAAACUCUCUGAUUACUACUAUCAUGCAGACUUCUUAUCUGAAGCUGCCCUUGAAGAGAAUGCUUACAAUCGUAUGAAACAAGUGGUGAAAUGGUAUUUGUCAGGAUUCUACAAAAAGCCAAAGGGACUUAAAAAACCCUACAAUCCUAUACUUGGUGAGACUUUCCGUUGCUUAUGGGUUCAUCCAAAGACAAAUAGCAAGACUUUUUAUAUUGCUGAACAGGUAUCUCAUCAUCCCCCCAUAUCCGCCUUCUAUGUAAGCAAUCGAAAAGAUGGAUUUUGCCUUAGUGGUAAUAUUUUGGCCAAAUCCAAGUUCUAUGGAAAUUCAUUAUCUGCCAUUCUGGAUGGUGAAGGGCGACUGCUUUUCCUAAACAGAGGAGAAGAAUAUAUGAUAACCAUGCCAUAUGCACAUUGUAAAGGAAUUCUCUAUGGUACAAUGACUUUGGAGCUUGGGGGAACUGUUAACAUCACAUGUGAAAAAACUGGAUACAGUGCAGCUCUUGAAUUCAAACUAAAGCCAUUUUUAGGCAACAAUGACAAUGUUAAUCAAAUAGUGGGGAAAAUUAAACUGGGAAAAGAAGUUCUAGCUACUCUGGAAGGACACUGGGACAGUGAAGUUAUUAUUAGGGACAAAAAGACAGAAGUUUCAGAGACAUUCUGGAAUCCAACACCUGAAAUCAAACAGUGCAGAUUAAGAAGAUACACAGUGAAGUUUGAGGAGCAAGGUGACUUUGAGUCAGAGAGACUUUGGCAACAUGUGACUCAAGCUAUAAACAACAAAGACCAAACAGAAGCAACUCAUGAGAAAUGCAUUUUGGAAGAAGCUCAGCGAAAAGCUGCCAAAGAAAGGAAAGCCCACGAUGAAGAGUGGGUAUGCAGGCUAUUUGAGCCAGAUCCACUCACGGGAGAAUGGAAUUACAGAUAUGCAGACACAAGACCAUGGGAUCCACUGAAUGAUAUGAUACAGUUUGAAAAAGAUGGUGCCAUUCAAACAAAAGUCAGACAUCGAACACCAAUGGUUAGCGUUGCAAAAAUAAAGAGGUCUGCAAAGUCAAAGAAAGGGGAGUGUGGGUUUUCCUCACCAGAACCUGAUAAUCAGGAUUCAUCUGGCAGUGAAGCGCAACUCAAGCAUAAUACAAGAAUCCGAAAAAAGACACUCGAUCUUGGUGAACUACAAAGUGCCAUUGAAUCUAUAAGGGAGACACAGGAAGAUAUACGGAGGGACAUCACUGCUCUAAGAACCCGAAUGACUACAAGCGCACCACCACCAGAUAGUAACUUUUUUCAGUUCAAGCACUAUGUCUUCAUUUUGCUAAUGAUUCUCCUGCAGCUUAUGAUCAAUUACUUGUUUAAAUAGAAUGCCUGGAUGGAAGACUAUAUGAAGUGGAAUGAUUAUGUUCUUCGUGGGACCAUAUUUUAAGCUUGGGUUGGCUUCAAAUAAGGCAAUAUUUUCUAAACACAGGAGCCAUGAAGAUUCAGGCCUUUGCCUCAAAAGCUUGUUCUCACAUGGAGCAAUGUCGGUUAUAUUCUGUCUUAGCCAGAAGACGUGGAAGAUGCUUAUGUGCCAGUAACUUUCUCUUUGCAUUUCUCAUAUGCUGGAUAACUGCCUUGCAUAUUCUAAAGUGUUGUUACGCUGCAGUGAUAAAUACCAAUAUACAACAUAUCAAUAUGGCCAUUGAUGACAUCUUUUUCAUUUGACCAUAUACUGUCCAUUGUCCAUAAAAAGUGAAUUUAAGUGCAGCAUUUGUUCGAAGUUUAAUGAGAUUUUAAUUCAUUAGGAAGAUUACACCCAAUCUAGAAAAUUUAAUAAUUGUUCAAAGAUUGAACUAUUCAGCUAUUUAUUGCCAUUAAAAAUAUUAAGCUAUUAGUCCAUCAACAUUUCAUUAACCCUGCAGCAUUUCAGUGAUUGUUAUUUGUCAAAUGUUUCAUUAGUUUAUGAAAAUGGAGUUUACUUGUAGCAUUAGUGAGUUAAUUAUAACAAUCCUGGGUAACACACAAAUAGCUUUGCCUGUCGCAACAGUAUUUGUAAAUAGUCUUUCUAAAUAGCAUCUCCUCUUGACAAACUGCUGCAGUAGAAGCACUUUGAGAUGCAAAGAGUGGGGGCAGUGAUGGAGUUCCUGAGUAUGAAAAAAGAAGGGCUCUACUGCAUUGGUGGGUAGUGGUGAGGUGUCCAAGUACCCAUCUUCAGGUCCUCUGCAUCCUGUAAUGGCCACAUCCUCACCAUUUUGGUGAAAACUUAAGUGACUUCUGGAUACAUUUUUUUUCACUGCUUUUGGGGUGCUGUGGGGACUAAAACAGUGAAAAGGAGAAUAAUUGUGCCUUCUGGAGGUCAUUGGAUACAGAAUUCCACUUUGUUGAUUUUUUCAUGUUUUGUUUUGUUUUUUGUUGGAGAGCAAGAGGCCUGAUAUCCUGACCUAGGCUGUAUGUAGGCCACAGGAUAUCGUACUAUACUGAAAAAUAUAAAGGAUUUUCUGCAUUUUGGCUUCUUGUGAUGUUGUAUAUAAUUUCUUUGAAUAUUGGACUUAUGUAAUAUACAGGUUUGCUUAGCACCCUCAUACUUCCAAGAAUAAUGGGUCAAAUCCAGUUAAUCUGCCACCCAAGAACUGUUUAGCAGCAUUAGCAACUUUUUAAUGAUGUUUUAGGUGCCCCAGAUCUGAGUAUAUUAAUGGAGCUCACUGUAUACAAAAACAUAGAUUUAAUGUGUUGUUUCUGUAAAUGAGAACACCCAUUUUGUAAAUUGGACUCAAUUGUUAACCAUUAAAUUCUGGAAGGUAGAUCAGUUUCUACUUGUAUUAGUCCUUUUCUGUUUACAUGUCAAAGAUAGUAGUCAUUAAAUAUACAUGGCAAUACACAGUAUAGCAGAAAUCUUCAGCCUUCUAUUAUAACAACUAUAAGCCUUUCAAUAUGGGGAUGGAAAUUGUUCAGCUCUCCAGAUGUUGGACUGCAAAUCCCACCAUUCCUCAUGUUUGGCUAUAUUUGCUAGGGGUGCUAGAAGUUGCAGUCCAACAACACUGUGCAGCUGGAGAGCUGCAUAAUUCUGUCCCUGGCUCAAGAUAGAUAGAUAGAUAGAUAGAUUGCAGUACACAGUACAGUAUGGACUCUGUAUCUGCAGGGGAUAUGUUACUGGACUUAGUGUGGAAAUAAUAGCGAACCCUAUUGAAAUAAAUUACUUCUGGAAGAAGUUGACCAUAGAGUUGUGCUGGAAGACCUACAGAUUCCUAGAGAGAACACCUCUUUAGGCAUUUUAGGUCCUCCACCGCAACUCUUAUGGUCAACCUAUACUGGAAGCAUACCAUAAAAUCACUCUGAAAAUGCCUAGAGAGAACAUAUUUUUUUCAGAUGUGGGUAAGUCCUGCAGAUACAGGGUCAUACUGUACACAUUUCAGUUUGGGAUUCAGUAGUUUUAAGAAAAUGUGUUUUUAUACUGCCCAAAAUGAUGUUAGCGAGAUAAAAUACCUGCUUUCAAAUUUGACUUAUUUAUGAAGAUAUGCAUUUCUAAUUAAAAUUUGCAUAUAUUUAUACAGUAUCUCUCCUUUUGCCUUGUGGACUUCUUGCCAAAUCCUUUUUUUUAAAAAUGAAAUAUAAUGAGCAACUUUUCUCCCGAUUAUGUGGUUUCUAUAGUGCAGUGCAAUUCAUAACAAAUAGUUAAGUUUUUACUUAAAAAAAGAAAUAACUAUAGCAAAAGAAAUAACAUUUAUAUUCUGCUUUGUCUUUAUUUGUAAGCAUUUGGGACAAUUAGCUAUUCAUUCUGCAACAACCGUCAAACUGAAAUAUUUAACUUGCUUCUGAUGCUUUGGCCCUAUCUGUUGUUGUGCAUGUAUGCCAUACCCUGUCUUUAUCUGCUUGUCUCCUUUUGUGAAUUUCUUUUGUGAGGCAUAGCUAGAAAAACUGUAUCAAUGCUUUCUUUUAUUGGACAAGUGAGUGAAUUUUAUUAGACAAGGAAUGGUGUUAGAUUUCAACUCCAGUCUAUCACCCUUAACUAUGAAGACUAAGGUGUUGGGAGUUGCAAUCCAACACCUGAAGGGUUGUUUCUCCCCAUCAUUGUUUUAGGCAUUUUCAGUGGUAAGAAAGCAAAUGGUUUUUAAACCUUCUAUGACAACAUUAAAUUACAUGAAUCAUCUUCUCUGUCAGAUACAGAAAAGCACAUUUAAUGCCCAAAUCCCUACGUUGUUCCUACAUUUGAUUCCUAGUGUGAGGUGAAAAAAUAAUUUGUUGCCUGAUUACUUUUUACAUGGUAUGAUUGAGUAUGGUUCUAGUUUAUGAAAUGUUUCUUCAUAUACAAUACUUAGUCAUGUGUAAUAACCUUAAAUUCCUUCAGAUUGACUGUUUUCUGCACAAAGCUUUAAAGAAACUUUGAUUGUACAGUUUGAGGGCAAUGACUCUUUAGUAACGUUUAGUAUUUAAAGAAAAGUACUUGAUUAUGUAUGGUUCUCCUUGUACAUAAGUAGACAAUAUUCAGAAUUGCUUGUUACUGCCAUAUUCAUGGCUGUUUGUUUAAAAUAAGUGCACUAUAAGCCUUUAAUAUGUCCUGCAACCAUUACCAUUAACGUAACUAUAAAAAUGUCUGUAAAAUGGAGUCCUGGCAAUAGAUAAUGUUUCUUGUAUCUCACAUGAUAGGUUAGUUGUUACCUGUUAUUAGGCAUCUCUUAAUUAUACAGCAUGCUUGCUUUUCAUGAAAACCUCACUCAGACAGCUAACCUGUAACAGUGAUCUAAUCAUUUACAGUUCACUGCCCUUCUGUGCCUUUGGGGAAGAAUCUUGCCAAUUCAAUGUUACAAAGUAGAAUGAGAGUUAAAAUACAUUUGUCUCAUCUACCUUUAUGGUAGUCAACUGCUUUAACUGCUAUUUCAUCCUCAUGAUUUUUAUUCUAUUGUAAAUAGGAUAUAUUAUCUGCUAAACUGAGAGAUUACUGUAUUUCUCCUGUAUCCUCAAUUUUGGGGCGUCUUUUGAGAGCAGGCUAUCAGAUACUUGAGAAUUGUAAUAGUGCCUUGAUGGAGUUAGGUGUGUAUAUAAAAAGAUGUUAUGAAGGUUGUGUCAUAUCUUUUUUAAUGAAAGUUCUUAUAUUUCCAGUAUUAACUUUCAGAAUAAAUGUUUAUAAAAAGGUAUGGCACAACUAUAGAAAUACACAUCAAGUUAUUUUUCUGUCAAUUAGUAAUACGUGGACCGAACAGGAUGUCUAAAUUUUGGUGUAUCGUGAAGCCAUAAUUCUUUGUUUGUGAUACCACAAAAUAGCCAUAAAAACCCUAUAACGUCACAGACAAACAAUUUUGGCUUUACUUUUGUUUUCAUGGAUAAAAACAUUCUAAGAAAAUAAACUUGUAAGCAUGUGUGGAGGAAAAUAAUUGGGAAUCAAAAGGAAAUUGGAAAAUAUCACUUCCAGUAAUAAGCAUAUUUAAUGGAUUUAAAGUUUGGCUCAAAUUCGGAAAACACUUUUUAAAUAUACAACCUUCUGUUAAUACUGAAGUCGUCUUCACUUCCUUCUAGAUUCUGAACCUCACAGUUUUCACUAACAUUUUUUUACUUCUCCUUCCUGCUCCUCCUCCUUUUCCUCUUUUUAUUUGAACAUAUUGCUUGGAUUUUUAUACUGUUACACUUUUUUAAACUGCGAACAGUUUGUUGUACUUAAGCUGUAUAGGACCAGUGUUUAACCAAUGAAUACAAUAUAUGUAAAGAAAAGGCAGAAGUAAUGACUGAAUGUGAAUGCACUUACUCAAAUUUAUUUAUAGGAAACCCUAUUCCUGUAAGGUGUUUGUUUCUGCAUAUCAUGUAAAAUAGCAUUGUUGUUGUUGCACUGUAUUUUUAAAAAACAAAAUCAUGCUGCAUGCAGUGUGAUAAAAGAAACAAGUAAUUCCUUUGAAAGAACAGGAAAUUGUGUGUUGCAUGCUUAAUGUACAGUUCAGUUCAACAACUUGUUUAAACGACCGUUUAUAAAUUAAAAGCUCUAUCACUGGUCAGUAGUUUUGUACAAUUAAAGAACUAGAAUAAAGAGCUGUGAUCAAAACAA
Molecule: messenger RNA, 7746 nt
Organism: Sceloporus undulatus (fence lizard)
Lineage: Eukaryota; Metazoa; Chordata; Lepidosauria; Squamata; Phrynosomatidae
Gene: OSBPL8
Product: oxysterol binding protein like 8
Exons: 22
Coding region: 508-3099 (863 amino acids)
Cellular component (GO): membrane; cytosol; intracellular membrane-bounded organelle
Molecular function (GO): cholesterol binding
Source: RefSeq, a predicted model, not a curated record